This is a messenger RNA of Paramecium octaurelia, 7145 nucleotides long. The record is from the annotation of a GenBank genome assembly. NCBI's taxonomy places the organism in Eukaryota, Ciliophora, Oligohymenophorea, Peniculida, Parameciidae.
AUGUCAAAAGAAAUCAAAGUAACUGCAGGUGUUAAAAAGCGAUUAACUGCUUUGGAAGACCAAGAAAUCUCCGUCCAGAACUAGGAUUCCUUUAGUGACGAUGGGGUAAUUAUUCAACAGCAUGUAAUCUAUAUAGAAAUAUGGGGAAUAUGUGAAAAAGCAGAAUCGCGAAAUUUUAAAAAAAAUAAAGGAACUUAUACACGAUGGGUAGUCCACUACAAACCAAUAAGAAGAAUAGAGUUUUGCUAUAGCAAAUGAUAAUCACAAGCAGGACCUUCUAGAAGACCUUGAAGAAGAAUUCGGAUAAUCUUAUUAAGAAAGCAAAGUCAAAAUAAAUACAUAUGUCAAAUUAAUUCCAAAGAAUGAGUUGCAACUUGCUUACAUUUACAAUGACAAGUAUAACAAAAAUCUAUGAAUUUUAGGUACCCAUUCUUAGUCAUACGUAAAAAAAUAUUAAUUUCUACAAAACUUGUGUCAUUUUAUGCAUAAUUGGUAACUACACAUCCCAUUUUUGAAGUGAUCACUCUCAUAAUGAUUGUGUUUAAUUCAGUCAUGUUAGCCAUAGACGAUCCCACAACAAACGUCUAAACCCCAUUCUAAAACUUAACUGACCUUAUUUUUCUAGCAUAUUAUACUUUUGAGGCUGUUCUAAAGAUCGUUGCAUAGGUAAUUAUAAAUUACUUAUAUUCAGGGGUUCAUCAUUCCCAAAAAGUCUUACUUAAGAGACACUUGGAAUAUACUAGACUUUUCUGUUAUCGUAACAGCAUAUAUUCCAUACUUUUUAGCCUCGAAUUCUGUCAAUUUAAAUGCACUCCGUUCGUUUAGAGUGCUCAGACCUUUGCGAACUGUGUCAUCAAUUAAAGCUCUCAGAACAAUCUUAUUGGCUCUGUUUGCAUCAAUUGCUUAAUUAAGAGAUGCUGCAGUGGUAUUGAUGUUUUUUUAUUCAAUUUUUGCAAUUGCAGGAGUGCAAUUAUUCUCAGGAUAUUUAAAACGAAGAUGUAUAGGUGAAGAAAGUGGUAUAACUUGGGUUUCAGAAGAAAUAUUAUUUUGUGCAGAUGAUAAUAAUUGUCCUUUUCCUGAACAAACAAUUUACAAUGAAAAUUUCAUUUGUGGUAAACAAAUUGCAAAUCCAUAAAAUAAUUUGAUUAAUUUUGAUACAUUUGGUUACGCCUUCUUAUAAGUGUUUAUAAUAACAACUUUAGAAGGAUGGACUUAAAUUUAGACAGCUGUGAUGUUAACAUUCUCGUAAUUUGUUGUACUUUAUUUCAUAAUUGUGGUUCUAGUUGGAGCAUUCUUUUUAGUUAACUUAACUCUUGCAAUCAUCAAAUUAAAUUUUAAACCUGAAAAAAUUUAAGAAGAAUUAGCAUAGAUAAAAGAGGAAAUAGAAGAAUACGAUUACAAAUAAUUAAAAUAAUUAAAAUUAUAUGUUCCUGAAAGAGAAAAAGUAGAUACCACUGGAUUUGGUAUCACUUGGGAUAGACCCAAUGAUUUCGACUAAAAUAUUAUAAUGAAUCGCCGUAAACAUACAAGAAAAGGGGGUUCAUAAAUGAACAUUAUCAAAAAUACUUAUCAAAGAAGAUUUAAAGGGAAGAAUAAGGUUCAUUUUGAACCAAUCAAGUCAGCUAUUUAUUAUAGUAAUCCUGUUAUGCUAAAUAAAAAGUAUGUAAAAAUUGAAGGUAUCUAUGGGAUGGGCAAUCAAACUAAAUUAAACUAAUAAUAAUAGAUUACAUCAAAUGUUUAAAGUAGCAUUGCUGCUAAGAGAUUCAGUGGAGUCAGAAGAAGCAGUCAAUCAAGCAAUAAUGAUGAUAAAACUUCUUCAAAUAAGAUGUUUGAUAAUGAAAGUGGAAGUGGCAACAAAUAACCUAAAAAGAGUCUCUAGUUAUGUGAUUAACAAUUAAGUUCAGAGUUCAUGAACUCUCCAAUGAUAGAUCUUCAAUCUGAAAAUAUCAGACCAUUGAAUGGAGGAACAAUGUUGGUGCAUCGCGGAGAAUCAAUUGAUAGCAGUAGAAGUGGAGAAUCAAAAUUAGACAGGACUCCAGUAAAUAACAAAUUAGAAAUUCCUAAAAUAGGAGAAAGUAAUCAAUAUUAUAUAAGUUUAGUUAAAUAAUAAUCCUAAAACAUAAAGCCAAAUCAAAAAUUCAGUUUGGCUGCUGCCAUGAAAUUCUAGAAAUAACCUCGUAACAGUCCUAAACCAGAUUCAUAAAAAUCACUUGAUGAUCAUGAAUUUGAUAGUGUUAAUUUAAGUGAAUUGAAUAGUCUUUCAGACGAUGAACUAGAUUAGAGAUUAGAAGAGAUGGAUAUCGAAAUAGAAGAAAAGAUUACAAAUGUUAACAGUGUAAAUUAGAAAUAGAUUUAGAAAGAAUUAAAUAGACAAAGAAAAAUGGAAAAUAGAAGACUCAGAGAUUUAAAUAAGAAUGCUUAAUAGCAUUUAGAUGAAACAUCGCUUAAAUUAAAAUCCAAAUUAUUUGAUACUAAAUUUUAUCCAAUAAUUGUUGUAGAUGCUGAAUUUAACAGUGUCAAUGAUAUACUGAUUUCACAAAUGUUAUAAAAAUUAGAAUAGAAGAGAUUAGAAUAAGAAAAGAAAAUAAAGGAAUUAGAUUUUAAAGUUACUUUUUGCUUUAAGAAUUCUAAAUAAUCAUUAGAAUUAAAGAAAACAAGCAAUGGGAAAUCAAAAAGCUUAACAAAAUCAGCAUAUCUUAAGUCUGGAAAUAAAUCCAAAAAAACAAACCUAAGUUUAAGAAGAGUUCAACCAAUAUUUGAUGAAAUACAUCCGUAUGAAGAUUAUUAAUUGCCUACAGAUAAAAUUGGAGAAGGAUAAGAAGAGUAGAAUCAAGAAAAUCAAAAUGGAAAUUCAGAAUCAGAAGAAGAAAAUGAGAAUAAUGUUGAUAGAGAUUAAAAUAAUGUAAAUGGAAGUGCCAAUUAAAAAUUAAAUUAGAAGAAAAGAAAGAAGAAGGACGAAUAAAACUAAAAAUUAGAUUAUGAUCAAAUAGGAGAAAAAUUUAAUGAAAGUUCUGAUUGCAUAGUCGAUCUUAAUAGAAUACGAUAAGUGGAGUUGAAUAAAUAAUUUGAUUAAGACGAGCUGGCAUUGCUUCCACCUUUAGAAAUAGAAUUACAAAAAGGUGUUUUCUAUUAAGAAUUUGUUGAUAUUAAAUAAAAAGACAUUCAUGAAAGCAAGGGAAUAAUUACAGCAUAGGCUUCGAUUGAGGAUGUAUUAUUAAUAGCAGAUUACACAUUUUAUGAUUAAAAAUUUGCAAGGCAAAUGAAUUCUGUUAUGAAAGCUCUUAAUUACUCAAAAAGAGAGACCUAUAUUUAUUUAAAAGGUUUCCUUGGACUCUUGUUAGUUUUAUAAAACUAAUUGUUGUAUUUAGUAUAAUCUGGAUAUUUUGAGGCUUUAAUGAAUCUGUCAGUUGCAUUAAAUACUGUAAUUUUGGCACUUGAUGGAUUAUUGCCUGAUAGUACUUCAGAAAUAACGAACUAAUUUAAUUUUGGAUUCACUAUAUUGUUUACAAUAGAGUUAGGAUUGAAAAUGUUUGGAAUGGGUCCAAGAAAGUACUUGAGAGAUACGAUGAAUAUCUUUGAUGCUGUUAUCGUGGCUCUUAGUUUAGUUGAGUUGUUCUUUUUGGGAGGAAGCACAAAUGGGAAAUCUUCAUUAUCAGCCUUUAGAUCAGUAAGAAUCUUUAGAGCUUUCAGAGUUUUGAGAGUAACUAAAUUAAUGAGAAGUUUACAAUUUAUGGGAUUUUUGAUAAAGGUUUUAAGUAAUGCAUUUUAAUCCUUUAUGUAUAUAAUGAUUCUAUUGUUACUCUUUAUUUUUAUUUUCACACUUUUGGGUAUGGCAUUUUUUGGUGGAUAAUUAUCGAAGACUCCAAGUAGACAAAGUUAUGAUGAUAUUUAGAGUGCAUUUUUGGUUGUGUUUUAGGUGCUUACUUUAGAGAAUUGGAAUAGUAUUCUUUGGGAUUUACUGGUAUAAGAUGUUUCAGCUUUCAUCACUAUUCCUUAUUUGGUAUUUUGGAUAAUGAUUGGAAAUUAUGUGUUCCUGAAUUUAUUUUUGGCUAUUUUAUUAGAAAAUUUUGAGGAAGAAUACAAGAAUGAUAAGGCAGGGUUGGAUACUAACAUUGAGAUUGGAAAGGAUUCAGUAAUGGAUAACACUACUUAAGCUGUAAAUUCAACGAGUACUUUGAAAUCAACAAUGAAGACCAAGAAACAUACAAUUGCAUAGUAAUUAGAAAACAAUGAAGAUGAUCAUAAUUAGAAAAAGCAUAAUUAAAUAAAUCAAGCAUUUUAAUAUUUUGUUGAACCUGGAAUGUGUUAAUAUUCAUUAUACUUAUUCAGCUAAUAAAACAUUGUCAGAAAAAUAUGUUAUAGGAUUGUUAAGGAUGAUAAAUUUGAAACACUAAUUUUUACUAUGAUAUUCUUAACAUCAGCCAAGUUGGUGUUUGAUACUUAUAUUCCAGAUACUGGUUAAUUAAAGGAAGUAUCUUUGGAUAUAGACAUAUUCUUUGCUGCAUUUUUUGGAGUAGAAAUGUGUACUAAAAUAAUAGCAUUCGGUUUCAUAUCCUAAGAAAGUUCAUAUUUGAGAGAAUCAUGGAAUGUGUUAGAUUUCUUCAUUGUAAUUGCUUCAUUCAUUGAUGUCAGUGUUUCAACCAUUAAUUUGAGUUUUGUGAAGAUUUUGAGAUUGUUGAGAACGUUACGUCCACUAAGAUUUAUAACUCACAAUAGAUCAAUGAAAAUAUUGGUAUCAGCAUUAUUAUAAUCCAUAAAUGGUAUUUUCAAUGUGGCAAUAGUUGUGAUUUUGGUAUGGAUGAUGUUUGCAAUUUUGGGUAUUAAUUUGGAGAAGAAUAAAAUGAGUUUUUGUAAUAUGGGUGAUGAUGAAAUAUAUUAUCAUUAUGGAGUUUAGGAAUGUAAAGAGAAUGGGGGUGUUUGGGAAAACAGAAAGACAAACUUUGAUAACAUUUUGAAUGGAAUGUUAACCUUAUUCAUAUUGUCAACUUUGGAAGGAUGGCCAGAUAUGAUGUAUUGGUUUAUAGAUGCAGAUGAAUCAGGCCCAAUAAAAGAAGCAUAAUUGUAGUUUUCAUGGUAUUUCAUUGUGUUUAUCUUAUUUGGAUCAAUAUUGUUAAUGAAUCUCUUCAUUGGUGUGAUAUUGGUCAAUUAUCAUUUGGCUGAGGAAGCCUCAAGAGAUAAGAUCUUAACUUAACCAUAAGUUGAUUGGAUUGAACUCUAAAAAUUGAUUGUUCAUUCAAGUCCAAAUCUAGCUAUGUUUUUUAGUCCUGAGAAUCCUUUCAGAGCGAAGAUCUUUACUAUCAUAAAACACAGGUAUUUUGAUCCCACUAUACUGAUGAUUAUUGUGCUCAAUAUUAUCAUCAUGGGUUUAUCCUAGGAUGAUUCGCCAGUCCUCUAUGAUUAAGUGUUAACAUAAUUUAAUACUGCCUUCACUUUUGUUUUUAUAGGUGAAGCUAUUCUUAAAAUAAUUGCUUUGGGACCAGUAGGUUACAUGAGAAAUUCAUGGAAUCAAUUUGAUUUUUUUGUGGUUUGUGCAUCCAUCCUGGAUUUAAUCCUUUCCUUUACUGGAAAUUCUUUUAUUUCAUUUCUUAGUGCAGGACCCCAAUUGGCUAGAGUUUUUAGAGUACUUAGAGUAACUAGACUCUUUAGAUUAAUCAAAUCUUUUGAAGGAUUGUAAAAAUUGAUAGAAACAGCAAUAUACUCAUUGCCUGCUAUGUUAAAUGUGACAGCUUUGUUAUUUUUGGUUUUCUUUAUAUUUUCCAUUUUGGGGGUGUUUCUGUUUGGAACUAUAAAAAGUGGAUGGGUCAUUGAUGAUACUAAUAACUUUUCAGAUUUUCACCAUUCUAUUGAAUUACUAUUUAGAUGUGCAACUGGUGAAGAUUGGUACAAAGUGAUGUUUGACACAAUGCAAGAUGGCCAAGGAUAUUAUUGUAUUUUCUUUAUAAUUUUCAUUGUCAUCUAAUAAUAUAUUAUGUUGAAUCUUUUUAUUCUCAUAAUUUUGGAUCAAUACGAAAUUAACUAUUUUAAUAGUGAUAAUCCAUUGAAUAAGUUUUAAGAAUAUGAAAAUAUGUUCAUUGAAUCCUGGUCUAAAUUUGCUAAGGAAGACAAAGGUAUGAAAAUGCAUUAAUAAUUGCUUGUUCCUCUCAUGUUACAGAUGGAAAAACCAAUAGGCUACGAUUUAAAAUAAAAGAUAUAGAAUGAAAUUGCUGAAUGGAAACGAAUUAACCCACAAUUAGACAAUAAAGAAACUGUUCAAAAAUACACUUUGUAGUUGAAGGCCCAAGCCAAGAGAAUAGUAUCAACUUAGUUAAUGAAAAUGAAUAUCUAUUCUGAUAAUAAUGGGCAUGUCAAAUAUCAUUAGAUUUUAUUUUGCGUUAUGAAAUCCUAUAUGUGGAAGAAGGUUCAAGUUAACUUAAGUCCUGAAGGAGCUGAAAAAAUUCUACUCAAAGAGGAAGAAACCCAAAAAAGAUUGAAAAAGAAAUAAGUUUAAUAAUCAAAAGAGGUGUCUCUUGUUAAUCCAAUUGUUCAAUUUUUAUUUGUUCACAUGGCCUUCAAAACACUUAAAAGAUAUGGAGAAAAGAAGAAAUAACAAAAAGAAUUAUAAUAAUUGAUAGAAUAGGAAUAAGAACAUUACAGUGGCGGAUUCAGUUCUGAUUCUUCUUUUGACAACAAAAUUGAAAUCCUUUCCAGAAAUUCAAAGGAUACAGAAUAUCCAAGACGACCAGAUUAUGGGAAACCCAAAUUUAUAUCUUUACCAAACACUGAAAUUUACAAGGAAGAUGAGUAUAUAAAUAAGGGAAUACCAGUGUAGAAUGAUUCUAAUCGAAAUUCAGAGGAGGAAGAGGAGAAUCCUGAUGAAGAUGGUAAGAUUUGAUUAUCAUUUUAAGUUAUGUAAUAAUAUACGAAGGACUUUCAAAAACAUUUGAUACACAAUGUAGGAAGCAAUGGAAACAUUCAAGAUGAUAGAAGUGGGGGCGGUGCAACUAAAAGUAGUUUAUCAAGACAAAGCCAAAUUAACAGAUAACAAAAAAAGUUGACUCUAAAACCAAAUGAUUUGCUCUCAGGGAUGAGCAAGAAAUCUAUCUAAUCGAUUUCUUAAACCAAUAACUUAAAUGCUAUUUAUGACAAUCCACUAUAAUGAAUACAGG